GUCUGUCGGCUUGUUCGUGGCGAGAUUGCAAGCUCAGCGGCUUUGCUUCUGCUUCUUCCUUCGCAGACAAGAAUCACCGGUUCAAAGCAUCGGACAUUUGCUGCUGACAUCUCAACGCUGAGCCACCAAUUGAGCUCUGCAUACUCCAUCUUCCGGUAGAACAUCACGGUAGCUCAGCUCCCGCUGAAAGUCGAAGAUGAUGUCUCCGAAGCCCAUCUCUGAGGAUCGGGGAUCUCCUCAUUUCAGGCAGGCGCCUUUGCAGAUAAUACAUAUCUUGGGCAACUUCUUGAGAAUAUGGUCGGUCUAUUCAAUGUAUAAUUAUUUGACUCACACAGGAGCAUCCGUAGUGCUUUUCAUCUUCAGUUGCCUUGUGCCUGCAUCUGUCGUACUUUUACUGAUGCAAAAGCCUUGGAAGGGUAGACCACUCUCUAAUACGCAGGUUGUACCUUCUAUAAUUAACGGUGGUGUAACCGCUUUGUACUUCAUUUUGUGGGGAAAGGGUUUGAAAGUUUGUGGACCACUCAGAACUUUGUUGGCGGAGUAUUCUGGUGCAGUUCUUGGAGUUUUGUCUGCAGUAUUAUAUGGGCAAAGGCGGCAUGUUUGGAAAAAGGUCGGUGGGCUGAUUGCAAUGCUGGCUGCUUUCUACCUAUUAUCCGAAGGGUGGGCUAUGGCCAGAUAUUCUCCUUUUAAAUUUGGAGAUGACCUUCAGUCUGAGGUUGAGACAGAAGAAAAAGUGUUGGGUAUGAAAGAAAUGGUACUUCCCAUCUUGGCUGGAAUCCUGUCCGCACUCAGAAGGGUGAUUGGACGGCGUGUCUCACUCAAGAAUCAACUUAAAAGAAGACUCCAUGCCCUAACCAUUGCUUCUGCAACAUGUUUUCUGUUUCCGGUGGCUAUGUGGGACACAAUCAUAGGAUCAACUUCUGCAAGCAGCAACAAUUUAACCUUUUCCCUGUGGGCCUUUCUGAGCACUAUAUUCUUCGGAAUAAUCUUGAUAUUCUAUGUUGAAAGUAUUGCAGAGGAGAGAUUGCAUAUGGUUUUCUCUUCUCCAAGACAUCUGGCGGUUGCUGGAGCAUGCAUUGUCAUCAUGGAGAUCUCUUACAAGAUGGACUUUUCUCUUCCUGGCUUCCUACUCUGCUGCUUAAUUCUGGGCUUCGGAAUAUAUGAAGCGACAUCUCUGGAUCGUAGUAGGAGGGAAUCUUUCCAGAAAUCAGACCUUUCUGAUAGUGUAGGGGACCAAGUACAGAUGUCCCCUCUUCCUACUUGAAGUUCUGCUGUUUCUGGAAGGCAGUGAGUUUCGCGGACUCUCUUUUCCCAUCUCAGAAGCUACAAAGAGGAGCAUCCUUUGCCAAAGUUUUCAACCAUAGUCGAAUCCGUGAUAUGACCUUCCCCUGUCACCUGUGGGCAAAGAAAAUAUCUCCAAGAGCUUCAUACGGUUCGUCUUGCAAACUCGGGCUCUAAAUUACCAGAAUUCUGUGACAUCUCAUCUCUGGCACGUAUAGAUUUUUAGGUGAAGCCAAUGUAGGAACCCGUCUUUCUGUUGCCGUGCGCCUGCAUGUUUUAGCUAUACAGAUCACCAUUGUUUUAGGGGUUCGUGCACUUACGGCUUUUUUGAAGGAUGAAAGAAGGCUUCUGUAUAACUCUAAAGAAUCUGUGGAUAGUUCAAUCUGAUUGGGUCACUUUAUAGGUCUUUCUUGCCAUGUUCAUACACUAUGCAUUUAUGCCGAACAUGAGAAUCUCUCGAGUUAAAUCCCAAGUAUGGUUCGUCUUUUCCUCUUUU
Molecule: messenger RNA, 1777 nt
Organism: Punica granatum (pomegranate)
Lineage: Eukaryota; Viridiplantae; Streptophyta; Magnoliopsida; Myrtales; Lythraceae
Source: RefSeq, a predicted model, not a curated record